AUGACUUUAUCCUUCAUCUUUUACGUAUUCCAGAAGUGUCUGCCUGCACAAGCAGUUCACUUCGUUUGUCAUUUUUUUCAGUACUCACCAAAUCUUAGAUACACUGCUUUGGAAGCUUGUGUUCACCCUUUCUUUGAUAAACUGAGGGACCCAAACACCCACCUUCCUAACGGUCGCCCUCUUCCUCCACUCUUUAAUUUUAAAUCUCAAGGUGAAGCUAGAACUCCUGGCUGGAAACAGGAUUGUGCGCCUGUUCCAGGUGAAGCUGAAACUCCACGCUGGGGUCCGGAUUGUACUCCAGUUCUAGAAGAAGCUGAACUUUGGCUGCGGACGUAUCUGGAACUCAAGGCUGGAAAACAUACCGUCGAGAUGAAGCUAGAACUCCAGGCUGGAACACAGAACGUACUCCAGCUGCAGACAAAUCUGAAACUCAAGGCUGAAACAAUGAAGCUGGAGCUUUAG
Messenger RNA from Fraxinus pennsylvanica, 462 nucleotides. The record is from the annotation of a GenBank genome assembly. NCBI's taxonomy places the organism in Eukaryota, Viridiplantae, Streptophyta, Magnoliopsida, Lamiales, Oleaceae.